UGCUGACAUGACAACAGGUGAACGAGAGUUCAAUGACAGACACGCUGAGAGCACCGGACGGGAUGUAUCCACAGCACGGGACUGAAAGCAGACAAUCCUCAGCAGAGAGAGGAGGAUGGGACGUCCUGCCGAGCUUUUGUUUCCUGUGAGAGGAAAACUUCAAUCACUCCAACGCUGCGUCCUGAUUGGUCCGUGCAGCUUUUCAUGAAAAACCUUCCAGGUGUCAUCCCAUUGGUUCUUCAUUCCACUUGUGAAGACCUGUCGGCCAAUCAGCAUUCGCCUGGCAGCGUCUCCUCUGCAGCAGAUUUCUUCUUCAGUUUGGACGCAGAGACUGAAGCUGAGUCAGGAUUCUGCUCCAGUGAUCUACAUCAUGGAGGUUCCCAGGAGGCCUCAGCCCUCCUCCUUCACUCUUCCUCUCCCUAAACCUGCCUCAUCUUCCUCUCUGAUGGGAGCGCCAACGAUGAAGGAUGGAGACGAGACCUUCAGCUCAGAGGAGGACGCCAACCUUUAUGUGGACGCUUCCACACACGUGAGACUCUCCUCUCAGGACAGUUUCUCAGAGGACAGGAAGAACAGGACAGAGGAGGAGGAAGAGGAGGUGCAGAAGAAGACACAGGAGGAGGAAGCAGCAGCUAAAGAGCGGGCGGCUCAGAGGCAGCUGCUGGCCAUCGAGGAGCUGGUCCAAUCAGAGAGGAACUACCUCCGUCUGCUGCAGGUCAGCACGGUGACCAUCAGGGGCAACCUCAACAAACUACAGCCUCCUCCAGCCAACCUGGACAGCAUGUUCCUGUUCAUCGAGGAGGUGAUCCACGUGUCCAGCCGCCUCAUCAGCCUGAUGGACCAGAAGCAGCCCGGAGACCCUCUGUACCUGCAGACCCUCUGUGACUCGUUCCUCAGCCUGUCUGCGGACAUCGAGGCGGCCUAUAAGGAAUACCUGUCCAACUACUCCAACGUCACCGUGCUGGAGAACAGCUACAAACAGAAGGAGGCGCUGUGGGACGACAUCGUCAGGGUCAUCAAGGCGUCGGCGCCGGAGGUGAACGCCACCUCUCUGAGCUUCUUCCUGGUGAUGCCGGUGCAGCGGAUCGCUCGGUACCCGCUGCUCCUGCAGACCAUCCAGAAACACACGGAGAGAAACCACCCGGCGUACGCUCUGCUGGAACACACCGCGCACACCUCCAUCGCCCUGAACUGCCGCAUCAACGAGUACAAGCGCUUCAGGGAAGUGGCCGACAAAUACAAGAAGACAGAAACGCUGAGCAUGAAGGACAAGAUCAACCGCCUGAACACACACAGCAUCGCCAAGAAGACGGCGAGGCUGAGCCAGCAGAUCAAACACGAGACGGGGAUCAAACCCAAGCUGGUGGACGAGGAGUUCGACGCUCUGGAGGGUUUCUUCUACGUUCUGGAGCACGGGAUCCUGCAGCUGCUGGAGAACGUGGAGACGUACCUACACCACCUACAGCGGUUCCUGGCCUGCAGGACCGAGGAGUUUGAUCUGGAUCUGGAUGGAGAGAAGGCUCUGAUCUGCUUCAAGGAGAUCACCACGGCUCUCAGGCAGUGGAUCCUCCCUACCUUCGAGAAGAGGAUGAGGACGCUGAUCCACAAGCCACUCUGUGCUCUCCGGGACCUCCUGCUGGGCCCCAGGAACCUGAUCCGGAAGCGUCUGGACAAGCUGCUCGACUACGAGGUGAUCGAGGCCAAAUCCACGCUGAGCUACGAGGAGCAGGCGGUGGCCAACACCUACAGGACGAUGAACACCCUGCUGCUCACCGAGCUCCCCCAGUUUAACCGCGUGGCUCUGCAGAUGAUCUGGAGUCUGUUGGGGACGUUCAGCUGCCUGCACCGAGACCUGGCCUCCGACGUGGAGCAGCUCUUCCACAGCUUCGCUCAGCAGCUGCCUAAAAGCUCCCUCAGCCCCGGUGCAUUCUGGGAGUGGGCGGAGUCGGCGGUGCUGGAUGGAGCGCAGAGGCUGGAGACUUUGUGCCAGACGGUCGAGGAAACACUGAACGCCCCGUCCAGCCAGCUUCUGAGCCCGUCCUCUCAGCGGCGCCUGCAGCAACUGAUGGAGAAGCACGGCUCGGGGAAGAUCUACCAGGUCUCCGUGACGCUGGUGGGCAGCAGGGACCUGGACCUGAACCUGAACCGGGGAGAGCUGGUUGCCGUCAUCAGCCAGGCCGACACCAGAGGAGACAAGCGCCGCUGGCUGGUGGAUGCUGGAGGUAGGCGGGGGUACGCUCCGUCCUCGAAGCUGAUUCGCUAUCACCAGCCGUCAGAGGAUCCGCCCCCUUCGCCACACCUGACCCUGCCUGACGGGGGCGGGGUCAGACGACACUCCUACACCCCCGAGAGCCGGACGCUGACCGUCCACAGCCAGCCGUGCUUCCAGGUGAUGGCAGUGUACGACUUCACAGCGAGAGGAAACCAUGAAGUGUCCAUCCGGGCCGGAGAGGCGGUUCGAGUCCUGGAGGCGAAAGACAAGCGAGGGAAUCCUGAGUGGAGCCUGGUGGAGGCGAGGGGCGGGAAGAGGGGCUACGUCCCCUCCAACUACCUCUCCAUCAUGCCGAUAGGAGCCGGGUCAGCUGGGACGUACCCGCCGUUCUGAGGAGAGGAAACACUGACCCUCCAGUUUGUGCUUCCCCCUCUAAACAUGCAGGGGUGUGAGCUAACAGCUACAGGACUGCUGAACUUUGACAUACGAAAGCAGUGUGAGCUAAGUUUGCACUGCAGAAGCCCCGCCUCUCCAUUCAUCCGAUUGGACGAUGGGGAAUAACUGCAAAGAUCCCGGGGGGGCUGGGGGGGGGUUUGCAGUUUUUCUUGCCGCUUUAGGCGCUUUUGCUUCUGCAGAAAUGUGAGCUCCGUGGAGCAGAACAUGCUUCUUAUGGAGCUGCUUUAAAUCCCCCCGUCUGAUCGACCUGAACAGCAUCCUGUUAUUAAGCUGCUCUAGAACAACAGCAGAUCAGUGUUUUUCAAGGCACAGAGCCGGGGAAUACAAACAGCCAGGUCUGCUGCUUGAAAACAAGGAAACUAUUCAGUUUCAAAAUCUCUCCUCAGACUGAAAGGCUUUGACGUCAUGCAUUAAACUCCACCCUCAGACUUUAGAUUGGACUCUUUUAUAAGACAGGGUUUUGUUGGCAAUAACUCAACUCUAAAAAUGCAUAUUUAAGUGGAGAAAUCCAACAGAUGUGAGUUUUAAAAACACUGACAUCUUACUGUAACGCCGUGCACGCCUGAGCUAGGAACCUGGCAGGGCAACGGUGGAAAAUGCAAUUCAGACGAUACACGAUCUGAAAGUGAGGAUUUACUUUGUAUAAACAGUGUUUUAAUAUCUAUCUGCUUAACUGGGGAAAUGAAGGAAGCUCCAGCUGCAUAGAGAGGUGCAGGAAUGAGUCCUAAAUCCCGGGAAUGAGUCCUAAAGAGGACCUCUCUGUAGCUGCUAGUUGCAUCAAGUUUUGCUCGUUAGCACUUUAGCAGAACAGCUGAUCUCUGCUCUCUGGAGGACAAUCAUGGAGUUGCACUGCAGAUCUUUUAUAUUAAGAAUCACUGGACACAAUCGGGGGGGGGGGGGCGGCUUCUGAAGGAUCAUGGGAGAAGAGAUGUCCCAGCAUGCUCAGCGGGACGAACGUUUGAGAGCUAAUUGUAACACUAAGAGGUGUGUGUGUGUGUGUCUGUGUCUGUCUGUGUGUGUGUGUGUGUGUGUGUGUGUGUGUGUGUGUGUGUGUGUGUGUGUGUGUGUGUGUGUGUGUGUGUGUGUGUGUGUGUGUGUGUGUGUGUGUGUGUGCGCGCAUCUCUGUGAUUUGAAAUUGGGCUGACAGGUGUGUGUGUGUGUAUUGAGACUGACAGGUACACGUUGCUCUCAUCAUCUCAGACUGUGUAAAGGGAUGUAAAUGUGAAAUAUCUCGGGGGGGGGGGGUGGGUUUAAUCACAGAGAUGGAAUAAUAUAGAGAGGACUGAACUUCUGUAUUAAUUGACUCCUGAUGAUUUUUGGAUACUGAUCAAUUAAUUUGUGCCAUUUCUUUGUAUUUAAUUCAUAUUUGAGUGUAUUUAACAUUUACAUUAAAAUACAUUUCAGUAGA
Eleginops maclovinus (Patagonian blennie) is the source of this 4076-nucleotide messenger RNA. RefSeq names its product Rho guanine nucleotide exchange factor (GEF) 37 (gene arhgef37). The coding region runs from base 371 to 2605 and encodes 744 amino acids. The transcript has 16 exons. Gene Ontology annotation, cellular component: cytoplasm. Lineage: Eukaryota; Metazoa; Chordata; Actinopteri; Perciformes; Eleginopidae. Gene Ontology annotation, molecular function: guanyl-nucleotide exchange factor activity; protein binding. The record is from RefSeq and is a predicted model, not a curated record.